GGCGGGGCGGGCUCCGGCAGCCAAUCGCGGAGGUCGCCGGCCGGGCUGCCGCGGAGGGAUGGAGGCUGAGAGUAGGGUACCGGGGCUCCCGCCGCCGCUCUCCGGCUCCCCCACUGGCAGCGAGGGUGGAGCUCCCGCUGCUGCGCCCCGGCCGAGCCCCCCCGGCGCAGCGCGGGCCCCGCCGCCCCCCGCCGCCCCCCCGGAGGAGCUGGCCUUUGACGACGACGAGGAAGACCUGGAGGUGUUCAGCAAGGAUACAUCACUGACUGAAGCAAAUUCAUUCAGUCCUUUGAUACCAACAUCCCCCUCUUCUAUGAUAAACCAGUACAAGUUUGAAGAUGAGCCAGAAUUAAGGGAUCUCUUCAUUACUGUUGAUGAUCCUGAAAGUCACAUUACUGCCGUUGAGACUUUCAUUACCUAUAGAGUUGUUACAAAGACAUCUCGUGGUGAGUUUGACUCCAGUGAAUAUGAAGUUCGAAGACGAUAUCAAGAUUUCCUUUGGCUGAAGAGCAGACUUGAAGAAGCACAUCCAACACUGAUUGUACCUCCAUUGCCUGAAAAAUUUAUAAUGAAAGGAAUGGUGGAACGAUUUAGUGAUGAAUUCAUUGAGACUCGAAGGAAAGCAUUGCAUAAAUUUUUGAACCGAAUUGCUGAGCAUCCAACUUUGACUUUUAAUGAAGACUUCAAAAUAUUUCUUACUGCACAAGCCUGGGAACUUUCAUCUCACAAAAAGCAGGGCCCUGGCUUGUUUAGCAGAAUGGGACAAACUGUAAGAGCUGUAGCAUCCUCAGUAAGAGGAGGAGUUAAAAAUCGUCCUCAUAUGUUUACAGAUAUAAAUGACUAUAUGGAAACAUUUAAUCAAAAAAUAAACUUGAUAGACAAAAUAUCCCAAAGAAUUUACAAGGAAGAAAGGGGGUAUUAUUGUGAAAUGAAGGAAUAUGGUCCAAUCCAUACUCUUUGGUGUGCAUCAGAAGACGAUAUAGUAGAUUCGUUAAAAGGUGUUGCCAGCUGCAUUGACAAGUGCUGCAAAGCUACUGAGAAUAGGAUGGCAGGACUAUCAGAAAAUUUGCUGCCUGUUCUACAUGAAUAUGUUCUCUACAGUGAAAUAUUAACGGGUGUCUUGAAAAGAAGAGACCAAAUUCAGGCAGAGCUUGAUUCCAAAGUUGAUGCUUUAUCCAAUAAAAAGGCAGAAAAGGAUCUGGGAUCAUGCCCUUCUGGUGAAGCUAAUUGAGCUCUUGUCACCAGAACUGGUGGGGCAUCUCCAUGCUUGUUGCUUCUCCCUAACAAGGAGCCAGAGUUUGACAUUUGGCAAUAAAGCUGUAAGUUAGCGACUUUAUCAUUGUAAGAUUGCCAUUUAUUCCUUUAGACUUCCACAUUUUAGUGCCCAUCUGUUUACCUUGUGAGCCUGGCCAAGUGUCACCCAGCAGCUUCUAGUUACCUUUGUCUGCAGCAGCAUCAGUGUUACAAUAGUUCGUGUUUAUCACUUUUAAGGAAUGACCUUAAAAAUGUACUUUUGGUCUUAUUUCCUUGAUAGGUUUUCAUUUUGUUUUAAACAAUAUUUGUAGGCAUUUCAAAAGCACUUGACAUCAACCUAACUGCUCCCAUUGAAAUAAUUGGUAAGAGUCCUUGUUGACUUCAGUGGAAUCAGAGUUAGGUCAAUACUGAGUGCUUUUGAAAAGCCCAUCCUAUGGCUUUAAUGGGAAAAUGUCUGUCUUAAAUAGUUUCUAAAAAAAUGACUCCUCCUUUGACACUUGAUAAGAUUGUGAAAGCUUGAUCAGCUUUCUUAUGUUUGUAGUUGGUAAUAAAUUUGAGGGUGCAAUUGAUUUAAGUACCUGAUUUGGUGAGACAGUCAAAUACCUAGGUGUGUAAAUAACAGCUUGUGCAAAACUGUAGGUGCAAACCAGAGGCCUGUUUAAGGCCAGACUGAAAACCAGGCCCGCUGUGUCAUAUACUAAACUGAUGCAGUGCCAUUUUGCAUAUUGCAAACAAGAACAAUCCUAUUAUGUAAAAAUCAGCUGAUAGAUUUAUGCUUUGAGAGAGAAUUGUGAUUGAAAACUUAAUUACUUUCAAUUCAAGAAUCAUUUACCAACCCAGAUAGCUAUUUAAUUGUAGUGCAAAGUUAGUCUAGAAAUUUUAUUUUCAAGCCACUCUUGUAUUCUACAUAAAAAAAAGCAUAAAAUCCUAAUCCUUGGUUU
Dermochelys coriacea (leatherback sea turtle) is the source of this 2195-nucleotide messenger RNA. It is a transcript of the gene SNX7, whose product is annotated as sorting nexin 7. NCBI's taxonomy places the organism in Eukaryota, Metazoa, Chordata, Testudines, Dermochelyidae. Bases 59 to 1231 code for a protein of 390 amino acids. The record is from RefSeq and is a predicted model, not a curated record. The transcript has 8 exons. Gene Ontology annotation, molecular function: phosphatidylinositol binding.